AUGCCCGAGACCUCGGAUAAAUCUGAGCUUAAGGGCGAGAAAGACAACUUAAAAAGGAAAAGUAGUGGCUCUAGAAGCGAACACAUUGAAGCAAAUGUUAGAAUCAUCGAAAGAGGAGAUGGCGCCGAUGGCGCCAAAACUGACUCACAUGGUUUACAAGAGCUAGCCGCUACGCUGAGACAGGGCUUCACCCAGAUGUCUCAAGAUUUAUCCAAGACUAUUGCUGAGUCGUUCAAACAGUUUCAGUCAGACUUUGAAAUACAAUAUGUUGACACGGAGGAAGAACAGGAGGCAAAAUCUGCCGAGAAUGACCACGAGGUCAGCAAAGAGCCCCCCCAAGAAAAAACUACGAGCUUAGAAGAAGCUGUGACAAAGCUGGCUGACUCAACGGGGCUCAAAAUAUGCCUUCUAAUGAAGGAAAAUUUGAGGUACUUAACAGCUUGA
Molecule: messenger RNA, 444 nt
Organism: Pocillopora meandrina
Lineage: Eukaryota; Metazoa; Cnidaria; Anthozoa; Scleractinia; Pocilloporidae
Source: the annotation of a GenBank genome assembly